GGCGAGCUCCAACUCUACCCGUUGUGCCGUCGCAGCUCCCGAUGCCUUAUCAGCCUUUCUGACCGACGAAUGGUAAUCAGCUACGACGCUCGGUCGAAGAAGAUGAUCCCCAAUGAUACAUGUGACAUGGUGCACACUACCUAGCACUCGGAGAGACAGAGGUGACGUAAAGCUUCUAUCCCUGCGAUGCCGUAUUGGAGAAGGAGUGGAGGAACGAGUUCAGCACAGGCCAGACUGCGAGCCAGUAUCGAGACCAUCUCUGGUCUCGAUAGUUCGAAGCUGUCUGGUCUGGCCACUCUCCCCGCAUUCCCGCCUCCAACGUGGUUUCGACUGAGGGCAUGUCAUGAUUUGCUCGGGACAAAGUGCCGUUUGACUAGUGCUGUGACCAAGCAAGGAUCAACUAGCAUGGUGGACCAUUCUGCGGCUGUUUUCUGCCCCCUUCUUCAUACCACCCGAUCCCACGAGCCAGACUACCAGAUAUCGUGGGAAGUCAAUGGGUGGCUUCUGCAACCCGCCCUUCCACCAGUGUGGCUCCACGCACCGCGGCACAACUCUACCCCAUCAUACGAUCACGCCUGUUUGGAGGCAGCACGGUUAAUGGCAGCCGUAAGCUCUCCUCAUGUCGAGCGCACUGGGCACAUGCCAAAGCUCUCCCCGGCCCAUACCCCGCUUAUCUGCCUUUGGUGCCGUCCACCUUUACGCAGUAAUAAUCGUCAAACACGACUCGGUCUUGGCCAUCGUGACCUCGUGGUGGUUGUUCGCAUCAAGGAAACCUUGGCCUACGCCGCCGAGGAAGAGAAUCUCGAUUGUGGGAAGGAAGCAUAAUGCCCUCUCCAACGAUUGUUUUUACCAUGCUAGGGAGCACAUCGCCGGGUUGUGGGUGUGUGUAUAAGACAGAGGGCACUCACCAAGAAUCGGAUCCCCCUUGCCAUUAGCGUCAAUAGGCUGGCCAGCGUUGAACCGAGCGUCUCUCAUAACGUUAUGGGGCACAGUAGUUGUGCUGAUGACGAAAAGAAAAAGGUCGAGGGUGGAAGCUUGAAGGGGUUUCCAUGGUUGCAGAGAU
Messenger RNA from Colletotrichum navitas, 1063 nucleotides. RefSeq lists its product as uncharacterized. The transcript has 4 exons. NCBI's taxonomy places the organism in Eukaryota, Fungi, Ascomycota, Sordariomycetes, Glomerellales, Glomerellaceae. The coding region runs from base 187 to 825 and encodes 212 amino acids. The record is from RefSeq and is a predicted model, not a curated record.